AUGUCGUUGCCAAAUCUCAAGAGGUCAAGUAUAACCUUGAAUGAUUUCAGAGUUAAGAAAAGAGCAAGGCACGCCAGUGACGAUGAGGGCAUUGCAGCACAGGAGAGCUCUACUGUGCAACCGCUUGAGCCGGGCCACGUCAGAGCCAACCCUAUACUACUCGACGAUACAUCUUCGCCGCUGCCGGAGAUAUUGGAAGACCAUCGCCAGCCGCCUUAUUCACAACAUCCUAAGUCCGAGUACCAGGCUGAAACAGGACGGUCUCGCGUUGCAGCCGCUAGUGUAGCAAGAGCUUCAACUCCGCCAGAGGCAUACGAUAUAUGCUUUGGCAUGCUGAUGGUAAAGGCCACAUGCACACAAAAUAAUGAGCUACCUCAGGAAUGCACACCCGUUGAAAUUGAUUUCGAGGGUAGGUUACUGAGGGUGCGAGAAGAAAAUUCGAACCGACAAAUCGCCCUGGUGGUAUCCAACGCUCUCUCUAGACUUGUCAAUGAGUUUUCUGUCACUCUGACGGCAAAUAUAUGUGGGAAAAAGCCGCCGAUUGUCUAUACGUCCAACAAAAAAGGGCAAACAGCAUCUGAAAUGGAUAUCGUCAAGUUCUGCUCAUUACGGGUUGUUGUAUACGGUUUCCUUCUACAAAAAGACAACAUAUCGGCUAUCCUUGCGCAGGAGGAAUUGUUUCUCCAGCAUCCAGGGAAGACUGAAUUUGACAGGAAUGUCAAGUACUUAAAUCCUCAUUAUCUUCUGCCUCCAGGGCAAAACAUGCUGGAGGUGGAGAGACUCACUACAUACGAAUGCUGUCUGAGAUGGUCAUCACAUUCCCGAGAGCUGCAGACUUCCAUGUCUGAGCAUCAACAAAGCCAGAUUCUUCAAAUAUUUAACACGGCCUCUCAGCCUAACUGUGACUUAGAGACGAUCGAGACCAGUCCUAGAUUGGUAACGAAGUUGAAGAGUCACCAGGUCGAAGCUCUGGUCAUGAUGAUAGAGAAAGAAGCAGGUAUCUAUGAUAACGCAAAGUUCCCAGCCGUAUGGGUACCGCAUAAAUCUCCGAAGGGGGAUAUCAGUCUGCCUCUGUCUGAAGCCAUGACUAAAAAUGCAUCUAAGCCGGUACCCCCGCCAUCUGCCAAAGUCCAGGCACUUAUCAGGAAUAUUACCAGAGCAGACAAGACACCGGGGAGCGGAGUGAAGCAACCAAAGAGUGUGGUUUUUAGUUUCUGGACUAAAAUGCUCGAUCUUGUUGGCCAUGCGCUUAGUAGCCAAGGUUUCCGGUUCCAGAGGAUUGAUGGGCAGUCAUCAAUAUCGCAACGCAAAAUAGCAUUAGAGACAUUUGGAAGCGACCCUGAGUGCAGUGUCAUGUUGGCGAGCAUAGGAGCUGCUGGAGAAGGGAUCGACCUCACCUCGGCCAGUGCAGUCCACAUUGUUGAGCCCCACUGGAACCCUAUGGCCGAGGCUCAGGCUGUGGACCGUGUACAUCGGAUUGGACAACAAAGGGAUGUUGAGGUUAUUAGGUAUAUUGCCAAUGACUCGAUUGAGCAGUAUGUUCAAUGGAUGCAAAGGGACAAGCAACGGCUAAUUGCAGAAUCUCUUUCAAUAUCUGAGGAGAAACUUCAAGAUGUCAAUGAAGUCCGAUGGAAGAAACUUAUAGAGUUUCUAGAAUAA
Fusarium mangiferae is the source of this 1659-nucleotide messenger RNA. RefSeq lists its product as uncharacterized. Lineage: Eukaryota; Fungi; Ascomycota; Sordariomycetes; Hypocreales; Nectriaceae. The coding region runs from base 1 to 1659 and encodes 552 amino acids. The record is from RefSeq and is a predicted model, not a curated record. The transcript has 8 exons.